Messenger RNA from Aptenodytes forsteri (emperor penguin), 3947 nucleotides. RefSeq names its product zinc finger protein 271. Lineage: Eukaryota; Metazoa; Chordata; Aves; Sphenisciformes; Spheniscidae. The record is from RefSeq and is a predicted model, not a curated record. Gene Ontology annotation, biological process: negative regulation of transcription by RNA polymerase II; regulation of cytokine production; regulation of immune system process. Bases 42 to 1763 code for a protein of 573 amino acids. Gene Ontology annotation, molecular function: RNA polymerase II transcription regulatory region sequence-specific DNA binding; DNA-binding transcription factor activity, RNA polymerase II-specific. The transcript is spliced from 2 exons. Gene Ontology annotation, cellular component: nucleus.
AGCCCAGAGGUCCACGCGGACCUUCUCUGUCUGCUGACGGGAUGGCGGAUGGGGAUGAAAACGGUCUGGAGGAACUAGAAGGGUCUGAGCUGGUUUGGGACCCGUCUGAGGUGGACAUCCUUCAAGAGCCAAACCCAACGGCGCAGCGCGAGUGCGAGAGUCAACCACCACAAGCCUCUGAAGAACCAAGCAAUGACUCCCGUGGACGCCCAUCACCAAGAAAGGGUGGACGGCUGCAAGCCCGCCACGGGAGCCGUGCAACGAAGAGGACCUACAGCUGCGGCAAGAGUGGGAAGAGCACUGCCGGGAAGGCAGAAGAGGCCAUGCACAAGGGCCUCUAUAGCUGUCCCGACUGCGGGAAGAUCUUCAGUCGGAGGUCCUUCCUCAUCCCCCAUCAGCGCAUCCACACCGGUGAAAAGCCCUUCACCUGCCACGAGUGCGGGAAGGGUUUCCGAGUUGGGUCAGCUCUCAACAAGCAUCAACGGAUCCAUACGGGCGAGAAACCCUACAAGUGCUCGGACUGCGGGAAGCGUUUCCGUCUCACCUCCACCCUCAGCACCCAUCGGAAGAUCCAUACCGGGGAGAAACCCUACGUCUGCCUCGUUUGCGGGAAGACCUUUCGGUUGACCGCAUAUCUGCUGGCCCACGAAGCCACCCAUAGCGUGGACAACCCUUUUCGGUGUCUUGCGUGCGGGAAGAACUUCAGCUUGAGACGGUACCUGGCCAUUCAUCAGCGGAUCCAUACGGGAGAGAAGCCGUUCAAGUGCUCCGUGUGCGGGAAGGGCUUCAACCGGAGAUCGACCCUCGUCGUUCACCAGCGGGUCCAUACCGGGGAGAAACCCUACAAGUGUCCCGAAUGCGGGAAGAGCUUCAUCAUGAGUUCAGACCUCGUCUCCCAUCGGAGAAUCCACACCGGGGAGAAACCCUACAACUGUCUCAGCUGCGAUAAAAGCUUUCGCUUGAGCUCCCACCUUACGAGACACCAGCGAAGCCACACCGGGGAGAGACCGUACAAAUGUAUGGACUGCGGGCAAAGCUACACAGACAGCUCUGGACUCAUCAAACAUAAGAAGAUCCACGUGGAAAAGAAGCAGAGGACGUCUCAGGGAGCCCACCCAGGGGAGGGACGUUAUAAAUGCCCCUACUGUUGUAAGAGCUUCCACGCAAAGUCAGCUCUGGUCCUUCACCGGGCUACCCACGCCGGAGAGCGACCCUAUAGAUGCUCCAAGUGCGAGAAGACCUUCCGCCACAGCGCAACCCUCCUGAAACACCAACGAAUCCAUACGGGGGAGAGACCCUUCAAGUGUCCCGACUGUGAGAAGUGCUACAACGAUGGCUCAACCCUUCGGAGACACCGGAGGAGCCACACCGAGGAGAAACCCUACAAGUGUCCCAGUUGCGGGGAAUGUUUUGGUGCCAUCGCAGCUCUCCUGAAGCAUCAGCGGUUCCACACCGAGGGGAGACCUUACAGAUGCUCCGACUGCGGGAAAAAUUUCCACUCUAAUUUCCUCCUCGUCACCCACCAACGAAUCCACACGGGAGAAAAACCCUAUACCUGCCCCAUCUGCAAAAAAACCUUCCGCCAAGCCUCCCACCGUACGAGGCACCAGGAGAUUCACAGGAGGACCAGGGCUGGCGGUGCUUUGCGUGACGUGUCCGAGCACCACGCGCAGAAAGGAAAGACCCGGCGCAGAGUGGGAGCAGAGGUGGGAUGCGAUGAGCCAUUAACGAGUCCGGAUGGUGCUUCCACAGCUCAACAGUAAAAGAAUUUGAGCUGCCCCGCGUCCAUCAACUGGGCCAAGUUACCCGCCCAAAGAAGAUGUGCCCCAUGUCCUACCCGAUAACCGUGGUUGUGUAAGACUUUGCACACCCGGAUACCAAUUUGAGCCCGGUAUUAGUGAAUUACCGGUGACGCGGGGUUCCUAUGUCCGUCUUUUUGUAGCAUGACCCUUAUUCUUCUCGCCCCGUGGGCACCGAGUGCUUCGGGGCUAAGGCUCUGAUGGCUCUCGCUUUUAAACUUAAUAUUAUUCCCUCAUCUCCAAGUCCGUCUCCUCCCAAACUCUUCACAACCAACCCUCCAACCAUCCUUCUCAACUCACCCUUGACUUCGUCCCCCAUUUUUACUCAAGUAGGUCCCUAUGCGAUUCGGAAAAAAAAUCGUACUCGACAACUACUUUCGGAUCCCGACCGGUCCUUAAAACGGGUCGAGUGAGCAGCGUUAACAAAUAUAUCCAGACUGGACCCACCGUCUCGUUUACCGUUGCCCGGGGAUGGCUAGCCUGGCUCCGUAGCGAUGUCCUACCUCAGCCCAACUUACGCCCGUGCAGGGACACCCCCCACCCCGCCCCGCCGCCCUUUUUGGGGACUGGCAUGGGAGCGCUUGAUGGUCCAAGGUCCUGGGCAAUAAGCUGGACACAGUGACUACCUUGCUGUGAAAUCUUCGUGUUCCCUUACGAUCAUCGUUGCUUCAGUUGGGAAUGGGACUGUGGUUGACCCCAAACGCUGUCCCUUAAUGAGAACAUCCAAUUUACGAUGACCACAUUAUUAUUAAAUGCCUUAGGGGUAACCCAAGGGGAUGUUUCCUCGGCUUUGAGUUGCCUUCAGACCCAACAGUGGGUUCAAGCUGGAACCUCAAGAGAAGGCGACGCCAGAAGUCUGCCUGCUGUGGGUCCAAGCUGGAACCUCAAGAGAAGGCGACGCCAGAAGUCUGCCUGCUGUGGGUCCAAGCUGGAACCUCAAGAGAAGGCGACGCCAGAAGUCUGCCUGCUGUGGGUCCAAGCUGGAACCUCAAGAGAAGGGGACGCCAGAAGUCUGCCUGCUGUGGGUCCAAGCUGGAACCUCAAGGCGACACCAGAAGUCUGCCUGCUGUGGGUCCAAGCUGGAACCUCAAGAGAAGGCGACGCCAGAAGUCUACUCGCUGAAAUUCGUGAAGUUGCCUGGGAUGAUGCCACCGAAUGUCACCUACAAGCCUGGUGGCACUUGGGAAACUUGGCUUACGAUGGAAAUGUGGACGUAGGCUGGCUACGUGAGAUGCUGCUUCUGAACGAACGUACCCCAUCGCAUCUUUGGGUCUACACCAGGGCGGAUCCGUGGUCCAUCUCACGGACAACAGCCCUGGCAAAGAACGAAAGGAUGGCCACCAGUAGAUGCGGAAGAUUGCGUCCCAGAGCCAGGAGGGGGGGUCCGUGGGGGAAAGAAAUUCCUUCUGAACCCCUAAUCUGUGCCUUGAUUCCCUUGGGGGAGUCAUUUCCCAUCACACCCCCGUGAACCCCCCCGAGGUGACGCUCACCUACGCCGGGAACGGCUGCUCACGUUUACAAUCGUCGUGUUAUUUUCUGUAUAUCGACUCUUUAUAGCCACGCUACGAGUAUUAAUCGACCUCUUUGCAUCUUCGCUACCCAAUCUGGAUGCGAUUUUAACUAUACCACCCCAAAUUACCACUUAUUAAGUACUAUCAGCUAACCACCCUCCACCACCGCCUCGCCCCUACCCCUCUGGGUACGGAUUUCUCUCUUAAUUUUGCAGGGUAAACACUUAAAUCAGCUCUUGAAACAGGCAAAGGAGCAGGCACGAUAAACUCGAAUACAAUUAAAACUUUAAUACAACUUAACCUUUGGUAACCGCCUCCCCGAUAACCAGAAAAACCCCGACAAAUUCCGGAAUGAUGUUCCAAACGUCGGCGGUGGGAAGCCAUUUUAGGACGGUCUCCCGCCCCCGUGGUCGGUUGUUAGUCCAGAUGACGCUCGCACCGCUCGGCGCUAAAAGAGGAUGAUCUGAUCGGGGAAUUCGAAAUGCUCCGAGCCCUUUAAUUAUUCUAAUAUACAUAUUAUAUACAGUAUAAUUAAUUUUAGCCCGGUAUGAGUGAAUUACUGGAUUUACUGUUGUUUCCAUCCAGAAAAUUGGGCUACUUUUUGCACCGCUUAUUCUGAAAUAAAUGGUUUAUUCCU